Messenger RNA from Daldinia loculata, 1387 nucleotides. RefSeq names its product scavenger mRNA decapping enzyme. Gene Ontology annotation, cellular component: P-body; nucleus. The transcript is spliced from 2 exons. Gene Ontology annotation, molecular function: hydrolase activity; RNA 7-methylguanosine cap binding. The record is from RefSeq and is a predicted model, not a curated record. The coding region runs from base 323 to 1312 and encodes 329 amino acids. NCBI's taxonomy places the organism in Eukaryota, Fungi, Ascomycota, Sordariomycetes, Xylariales, Hypoxylaceae. Gene Ontology annotation, biological process: deadenylation-dependent decapping of nuclear-transcribed mRNA.
UGUGAGUGAGUGGCUAAAUGUAAUGAUACUUUGGUACCUAGAUGAGAUUAUGUAUUAGAUCUCACUCCCGGAUACGUACAUGUACCCUAGGCAGGUUUCCAGGUACGACCCGCGGGGUUGGAUUUAGUUAUCUGUAACGGCCCGUUCACCGAGUGGCUAGGUGCCUAGGUGCCUAUAGGUACACCGACUGAGGGGUAGCUCCGAUAAGGCGUCGCCGAUACGAGAUAAAACGGCGGUAUUAGAAGUUGACUUCAAAUUUCUUUCAUAUAUCCAACUCAUGCAUGUAACAUUUCCCACGUAAACUCCAUAAACCUGCUUGAGGAUGGCGACUGAAGAAAGUAAACGUCGCGUUGAAGCGCUAAUUCCCAAGUUCCAGUUUGAGCGCGUGAUUAAUCAAGGUGAAGCAGGACGGCACAUCACGCUAUACGGACAAGUCGACUCGCAACCUGCGCUUCUCAUACUAGAACGCGCUCCUAUCCCCGACGCUGAAGAGUAUUUGUCCGUCCUGCCUGCUAAUCUACGCAGCAUCACAAACCUAGGCAAUAAUGAUAUAUAUUCGUGGUUCCUAGCCUCGGGAGCACCCAUCCUCAAGGGAAAUGAAAACGACAAGUUUGCCGACCUCAAGAUAUCCCUGAUAUGCCCUUGCACAGAAAAGCAUAUCAAGAAACACAGCAAGCAAGGGUACCGCUUCGUGACAGAGACACCCGAGAUCUACCGCAAUAAGGUGCGGCCGUUUAUGCAGAUAAAUCGAGAAGAGGGCCACUUGAAUUGGGUCUUUAAUAUCAUCGAAGGGAGGAAAGAAGUCGAAGACGUCAUUUAUAGAACACCGCUGGGCCAGGAUGGGGACGAAGGGUUCCUAAUGCUGCCGAAUCUGCACUGGGACCGAAAGACAAUCGAAGCGUUACACCUUUUAGGUAUAGUCGAACGACGAGAUAUCUGGAGCUUGAGGGACCUAAAGAAAAAACACAUCUCUUGGCUGAAACAUAUGAAAGCCAAGCUGAUAGACGCCACGGUGAAGACAUAUCCGCAGAUCGACACGGAUCAACUGAAACUGUUUGUUCAUUACCAGCCAACUUAUUACCAUUUCCAUAUCCAUGUUGUGCACGUCAUGUUAGAGGCAACUUCUACUCAGUCGGUCGGGAAAGCGAUUGGGUUGGAUAGUAUCAUCGAACAACUCGAGUCGAUGUCAGGAGAUGAAGAGGUUGGGAUGGACAGCAUCUCGAUAGGCUACACGUUGGGUGAGGCAUCGGAUCUGUGGAUUGAAAUUUAUGAGCCGCUUAAGAACUCCGGUAAAGCUUCUCAACCGCAAUGACAAGAUCAUUAACACCCGGUCCGCUAGCACAGUCGGUCCAUUCCCCACCAUCUCGAAUGCAAUAUACUUGGUCGU